Messenger RNA from Rotaria socialis, 654 nucleotides. The record is from the annotation of a GenBank genome assembly. NCBI's taxonomy places the organism in Eukaryota, Metazoa, Rotifera, Eurotatoria, Philodinida, Philodinidae.
AUGUAUUGUCAUCAGUUACUUCUUAUAGUAAGCAUUGCGGUUUUUAGUAAUGAUUACAGUCUACUUGUUGCUGCUGAUCCAGCCAUACCAAUUUGGCCAGUUGCCUUUCAAGAAACGUUUACUGAAACAAGUACUUUACCGAUAGUUGGAACAGGAACAAAUAUUCAAGGAACCUAUUAUUAUGAUUUUGAUCAGAAAGCCGUUCGUAUUGAUCGUUCAACAGGCAAAUAUGAUCGUUACUGCAGCUCAGUCAAACUCUUACAAGAUGUUCCAUGCACCCAUCUUGUUGUGAAUGGUCUUCGUUAUCUUGUAUUUCCAUCAUUAAAGUCAUGUUGUAUGUGUUGUACAUCAGAAAGUGGUUGCGGUGUUCUAAGUCCUAAUUGGUUAUCUAAUGCUACGUUUGUUGGAUAUAAUACGACAAGUACAGAGAAAUAUCAAGUUUGGAAUAAGAAAGGCCUUCAAAAUAAUUUUUAUUGGCAAGUUGAUUCUACUCAAGUGCCCUAUAUAAUUGAUCAAGAACCAAAUGAUUUAAUGGUGUAUGAUGUGACAAGUUUCAAAAAAGGUGCUAUUGAUCCAAGUGUAUUCGCUUUACCUUCAUAUUGUUCAAAAGAUCAAAAAUGUCCUUUCUUGUCUGUUUGCACCGUAGCUCGUUAA